This is a messenger RNA of Chelmon rostratus (copperband butterflyfish), 1959 nucleotides long. RefSeq lists its product as uncharacterized. Bases 67 to 999 code for a protein of 310 amino acids. The record is from RefSeq and is a predicted model, not a curated record. The transcript is spliced from 5 exons. Gene Ontology annotation, molecular function: DNA binding. Lineage: Eukaryota; Metazoa; Chordata; Actinopteri; Chaetodontiformes; Chaetodontidae.
GCCGGCACAUUACCGGGUUUUGUCGGACAUUAAAGCCCCGCUCGUGUCUCCGGUUCGUGUUUGCAGAUGACGGAGAGUCCGGACAGCAGCGUCCUGCCGCGGACACACAGCGGCGGCAGCGGGCCAACGGUGGUGAAGGUGGAGUCAGGUGAGUCAGGUGUGUUGGUCCUGACCCCAUCACAGAACACAGAGCUUCACUUUCUGCGUUUGCGGGUUCGAGAGCUGGAGAAAGAGAAAGCCGAGCUGUCAGCGGAGAACCAGAGACUAAAAAAUAUGCUGGUCCAAGAAAUCCCAGGGCUCUUGUCCACCAUGUGGCAGACAUUGGGCCAGGCCAACAGUCAUCACUUGGUCUCCAUGUCAACAAGCAGGAGCGACAGUUACGCUCCAUACAACUCAACCAAUCAGGACGGAGACCUCAGCCCCCAGGUCUACCUCCAGCAGUUCCAGGAGGAGCUGAGCGGGGGAUAUGAUGUACUGGAGUCCUGGGGCCCGCUGGGCUCUGAGAAUAAGGAGGUGUCAGGAGGAGCCGACCUGGGCCUGGGGAGCCACAUGGGGGAGGAGGCACCGCUUUGCAGCCAGACUGAUAUGGAGGAGCUGAGGAGGAGCUGCUCCGAGAGCCACUGCACUUUGGGACACGUUAACGGACAUGUGAGCCAGGUAGAGGUGUAUCCGGGCUCUGGUGUUCUCUGUGAAGUCCAUUCAUGGCAGGCAGCCAAUCAGGCACAGUCCCCCACCGCGAUGGCCCGGACACUGCUGAUGGGUGUGUUUGAUAUGAACACACUGAUGAACAGUAACUUGCGAGGCGGACGGAGCCGCCGGCCCGCCUUCCAACCACAGCGCAGCGCGCUCGACCCACACAAGAUCAACGCCAUCUUCAAUGCCAUCUUGGCUCGAUUUCCUCUUGCCAAGAAAGGAGUCAUCGGCUCGGGAAUCAACUCUAAACUGUCUGAGAUCCGUUUCCACUCUCGAAGAGCCAAUCGGGACCCUCGAUUCCUCUGAUGGUCAGCUAGACAGCUCCUCCUACCUCACAAAAAAACAUCCAGACAACCAUCCAAUGAGAACACAGCAGUCUGGUGCUGCUGGACCAAUGAGACAAGACAAGACUAAUUUCAACAUCUGUUCAAUUUCAGGUCAGGUCUGGUUUUCAUGUCAUUAUGUCAGCUGCCCUGUUGCCAUGGUGACAAAGAGACACAAAACCAUCAUAAACUGAUGCAAAGUGACUACAAAGAGAGUAAAACAACCACAAAAUGACCACAAAGGGGCUCAAAGCCACCACGAAGAAACCCUAAAUAUUGUCGUUCUUUGUGUCAUUGUGAGUCUUCAGCUGCUCGCAGUCUGAUUUUUUUAUGUUGAUUUUGUGUUUUCAUGUGUUACAGACAUGUUGUAGCAUCACGUAUGUUGAGCUGCACACCUGUUAAAUGCAAGGUGUAAAUACAUUGUGAUGUCAUCUGCCUGACCACAUCUGCAGGUGGUCUGGUUCUCAUUGUUCGGAUGUUAGGUAGAUGUAAAUGCAAUCCGUACAACGUGCUGGCAUCCGCACUCAAUAGAACAUUGGUAAAGGUAUUUAUUUAUAGUAAACACAAAAUAUAGGUGGUUGUUUAAAUUUAGAGCAAGCGAGAAGGCUGAAUAAUAUCCGUUUACAACGGCCAGCAACCAAUGAGAAAACCAUCGAUGAUGAACAUCAUCCGGGAUCCUGGAGAUGUCAUCGCAUUUGUUUUCAAGGUUCUACAUCCAAGAUGCUCCCAGAACGCACCAAAAGGUGUGUUAAUCAACAAAACAGGAAGUGGAGUGUGUGGAAAUGAAGGAAAAGCAGUAAGAUCUCAGUGAGGAGCCCUGAAAACCAUCAGGUUCACACCCGAUCAUUAUCCAGAUCUCAUUUUAAUCCAGGUGGAAAUGACAUCACCAUUCAGCACGAAUAAAAGUCAUGUUGAACAUCCGCCUGGAUGACAAUCCUAUUUC